This is a messenger RNA of Ochlerotatus camptorhynchus, 2776 nucleotides long. It is a transcript of the gene casp, whose product is annotated as Fas associated factor casp. The transcript has 14 exons. Gene Ontology annotation, cellular component: nucleus; endoplasmic reticulum. Gene Ontology annotation, molecular function: ubiquitin binding. NCBI's taxonomy places the organism in Eukaryota, Metazoa, Arthropoda, Insecta, Diptera, Culicidae. The record is from RefSeq and is a predicted model, not a curated record. Bases 384 to 2567 code for a protein of 727 amino acids.
AUCGAGUGCGAAUGAAAUAUUCCAAUCCAACAACCGUCAUCAUCGUCGUCGUCAGAGAGGUCAGUUUGUGUGAAGAAGGAAGAGUGUGUUGUAUCGUGGUGCAACAAAAGCAGCAGCGUAGUUCACUCGUUUUCGUUACCUGGGGAAGAAAAUUGGGUAAAACACUACUCUGUGUGAGUGGAAAAUUUCCGCAAUAGACUGCCAGAUUCGAUGAGAACGUGAAAUUGAAGGCAGAAAACUGCGAAGAAAGGAAAAACGACUGCUCUUCUGUCACAGAGAGCAGCAGUGAAGUAAAGUUUCUUUAUCCGUCUUGGCAGCAGCAGGAGCAAUACCGAAGAAAGAAGAGAGUUUGGAUUAGCAGCAGCUUUUCAGUUUUGUUCAAAAUGUCCGAGAAUCGCGAGGAGAUUCUAGCGAAUUUUCAGAGUAUAACCGCAAUCGAGGAUGUUGCUGAGGCUAUAUACCACCUAGAUGAGUGCAACUGGGAUCUAUUGUCUGCGGUCCAUCGGGUACUGCCACAGGAUCCCCAAGACCAGCGAUCAGCUGCAGGUGGCAGUGCUGGUGGUGGUGGUGGUGGCAUCGGAGGCGGUGGUGGAGCUUUUGCUAGUUAUUCAAAUAAUCUGAACAAUCUGGAAGCCAUGGCAAAUGUCGAGGAACUGAUGACGGCCCCGUCAUCGCCAAUCAAGAGCACACCCGGAGGAACCGCAGGUAGCAGCGGUGCUUCCAGUCACAGUCGAAAUUUGGAUAUCGAUUUUUUCUUCGACGAUCCUUUCGGACUGAUUGAACCAGGAGCAUCCACAUCCCGGUCCAGCAGCAGCAACGACUUUCGCAGUGCGCUUAACUUUCUGGACGUAACGCCACAUGACGUAGUUUUUAAGAUUCACUUCAACAGCGAGGUGCACAAGAUCACCGUCCCGAACACGGCAACGGUGGGUGAGCUGAAAGCCAAGAUCUGCGAAAAGACAGCUGUCCCGGUGUGUCGGCAAGCGCUGAAGGGAUGGGAAUCGGGUAAACAGAAAGACUUACAGAAUUCCUCGACGGUGCUCAAGUCGCUCAACAUAGGCAAAGAGGUAAGCCUCAUGCUGGCCGACAUGACUGGAGAGGGUUUUUUGGGUGAUACUGAUCCAGUGUCACAAAACCGCCUAAACUACACGCUACACAUCAACGUCGAACCGGAGGGAAACUUGUUGGAAUUGAAAUUCCCCGGUCAUCAGAACAUUCUGUCGAUCAAAACCGACGUCUACACGAUCACGGACAUUCCGGUGCGGCAUCAGGUAUGGUUCGGCUGGCCGAACAAUGUAACCAACAGCACGACGCUGGCCGAGUCCGGCGUGGAGCGGGACCACAAUCUCAUACUGAAGCGUGCCGACGAGGCGGCAAAGAUUACGAACAAUAACAACACGGCCAGCACCAGUACGAGCAGUAGCAGUAGGAAUGUGUACAAUAAUAGUGAUGCCAGCAUGCCCAUCAUUAUCGAUUCGGAAAGCAGCGAAGAGUUUGAGGAUGCAUCGGACUUCAACAACGAUGAUGAUAUCUUCACAGAAACGCCUAUCAACAGCCACUUGAAGCAUUUGAUUCCUGACAAUGUAGACGACGAAGCCAUCGGUAGCAUACAGUUCGUGGAGAACUUUGUCGAACGCUAUGGACCCCAGCAUCCGAUGUUCUUCCAGGGUAGCCUAGAGGAUGCACUGAAGGAAGCUUGCCGUCCAUCAGCUCGGGAUCGUAAACUGUUGGCGAUCUACCUUCACCACGACGGCAGUGUUCUGACGAACGUCUUCUGCGGUCAACUGUUGGCGUGUGAGAGUAUUAUCCAGAUGUUGUUGGAUCACUUCGUUCUGUACGGGUGGGAUCUGACGUUUGAAAGCAAUAAAAAUAUGUUUCUGUCCUCCAUAUCGGCUUGCGUUGGAAUGACCGCUUCGAUAACGGUUCGAAACAUUCCGACCGAUCGGUUGCCAGCCAUUCUUGUGAUAGCGAAAAAUCGUAGCCAGUGCGAAGUUUUUCAGGUGAUCUAUGGUAAUGUCAGUGUGGAUGAUUUGCUGUCGCAGCUGAUGGAAGCGUCAGACAUGUACGGUGAGCAGCUCAAGAUCGAACUACGAGAGGAGAACGAACGGUUAGCUCGGGAGCAGGUGAAACUCGAGCAGGACACUGCCUAUCGUGAAAGUUUGGAAGCCGACCGAGCCAAGCAGGAAGCCAAACGGCAAAAGGAGCUGAUGGUGCAAAGCGAGCGUCGCCGGCUGGAAUCCGAGCGGGCCGAUGCCGAAGCAAAGCGAGAGAUGAUCCGGGCACAAGCACGAAUUACCGUUCCUCCCGAACCGGAGCAGACCAUCGGGGAGAACAUAACCAAAAUUAGGGUAAGGGCACCGACCGGGUCGAUGCUGGAACGACGCUUCUUUACAGACACUCCACUGCGCAUUCUACUGAACUAUAUCAUCGGCGAAGGGUUCCUAGUCGACGAGUUCAAGGUGAUCUCCAGCUGGCCGCGAAGAGACCUAACGGCGCUAGACUAUGAUAAUACGUUGAAGGAUCUGAAGCUCUACCCCCAGGAGACCCUGAUACUGGAGGAGCGAUGAUUCGGUUGUGCUGCCGAGUGGUGCCUCAUUGCAACGCUAGAUCGUACAUUUCACUACAAAACAACAAUUGAGGCGCAAAAUGUUGGUAAUUUAUGUCCCCCUCAUCCCCCAAACCCGCCAGUCGUAUGCGCUGCUCGACGCAUUGAGUUUCCUUUCGCUUCGAAUAUGAAGGAGGAAGUAAGCGAAUCUUAUAAAUUUCGUCCUUUUCU